UAGAUAACAAUUUUUCGAAGCUGUCAACCCGGAAUUUGACAUUUCUUUAGUGGGCACUUGUGCUCAGCGAAAAUAAAAAGCAAUUUCUAUUGCGUAUAUCUGUAGGAAAUAAAAAUGAAUUCCGUAGUAAGGGCUGGGCACUUGGCCCCCUUCUUCAAAUCAUCGUCUCAGGUAGUUUCGAACGGCUUGAAGCCAGUGGUGGCUGUCGCCGUGCCUGCAGAUAAGUUGGUGACCCAGCCGCUGCCAAAAACUUCGACUGUGCAUUCUCUGCAUGGAUCCCUUCCGAUUCAGGGCCUGAAGGUCAAGGCGAGCGCAGGUGCCCAAGUACAAGUGCGUUUCGCUCACUCUGAUAUUUCGUACCCUGAUUUCUCUGCGUACCGCCGCAAGGAGACCCAGGACCCCACCGCGAAGGCGGACGAGAACGUCGAUGGACGCCAAUCGUUCACCUACCUUAUCGCUGGAGCGGGUAGCGUUGCUGGUGCGUAUGCCGCCAAGUCCGUGGUCACCCAAUUUGUAUCUUCCAUGGCUGCUGCCGCCGACGUCUUGGCCUUAGCCAAGAUCGAGAUCAAGCUCGCCGAGAUUCCCGAAGGAAAGUCAGUCACCUUCAAGUGGCGUGGAAAGCCGCUGUUCAUCCGUCACAGAACCGCGGAUGAGAUCGCAACCGAAAAGUCCGUGCCGGUCGACUCCCUGCGCGACCCGCAGCACGACGACCAACGCACCCAGGACCCCAAAUGGUUGGUCGUCAUCGGAGUGUGCACCCAUCUUGGUUGCGUCCCGGUCGCCAACGCCGGUGACUUCGGCGGCUACUACUGCCCCUGCCACGGGUCCCAUUACGACGCGUCUGGCCGUAUCCGCAAGGGCCCCGCACCCCUUAACCUGGAAGUACCCCCUCACAGCUUCCUCGAUGAAGGACUCCUAGUUGUAGGUUGAGUUAUUGUUAGACAAUUUAUUUAUUAAGGAUACAGUCCGAUAGACCAUUCAAUAAAUGUGAUGCAAUCAUUUUACUGUUA
This is a messenger RNA of Manduca sexta (tobacco hornworm), 1010 nucleotides long. RefSeq names its product cytochrome b-c1 complex subunit Rieske, mitochondrial (gene RFeSP). The record is from RefSeq and is a predicted model, not a curated record. The coding region runs from base 115 to 930 and encodes 271 amino acids. Gene Ontology annotation, molecular function: quinol-cytochrome-c reductase activity; 2 iron, 2 sulfur cluster binding. The transcript has 4 exons. Gene Ontology annotation, cellular component: membrane. Lineage: Eukaryota; Metazoa; Arthropoda; Insecta; Lepidoptera; Sphingidae. Gene Ontology annotation, biological process: mitochondrial electron transport, ubiquinol to cytochrome c.